AUGACAUGCUACAACCCCACCAUCGGUGCCUUCGCCGGCAACACCGACCAAGACGCGCACCUGCUCUACACCCUCUCGGGCAUCCAGAUCCUCGCCAUCUACGACAACCUUUCCCUCAUCGACGUGGACAAAGUCGUCUCCUACAUCCGCGGCCUGCAGAAGCCGGACGGCAGCUUCGCCGGCGACGAAUGGGGCGAGAUCGACACGCGCUUCAGCUACUGCGCGUUGCUCAGCCUAUCAAUUCUCAACCGCCUGGACGCCGUGGACGUCGACGCCGCGGUGGCCUUCGUGCUCUCGUGCCAGAACUUCGACGGCGGCUUCGGCUGCAUCCCCGGCGCGGAGAGCCACGCCGGGCAGGUGUUCUGCUGCGUGGGCGCGCUCGCGCUCGCCGACGCGCUGAGGAGGAUCGACGCGGAGCUGCUCGGCUGGUGGCUCUGCGAGCGCCAGCUGCCGUGCGGAGGGUUCAAUGGACGGCCGGAUAAGCUCGAGGACGUGUGCUACUCGUGGUGGGUGCUCGCUAGCUUGGCCAUGCUGGGGAAGGCCGACUGGGUUGAUGCGCGGAAGCUGAGGGAGUUUAUUCUCGCGUGUCAGGACGAAGAGGACGGCGGGAUUGCGGACCGGCCCGGGGAUAUGGCGGAUAUUUUUCACACCUUCUUCGGGUUUGCGGGUCUCUCGCUGAUGGAGGAGGAGGGGUUCGAGAAGAUUGAUCCCGCUUUUGCGCUCGCGGAGAGUGUCGUCGCUCGCAUUGGAGGGGGAUGA
Molecule: messenger RNA, 759 nt
Organism: Chondrus crispus (carragheen)
Lineage: Eukaryota; Rhodophyta; Florideophyceae; Gigartinales; Gigartinaceae
Product: Rab geranylgeranyltransferase, beta subunit
Exons: 1
Coding region: 1-759 (252 amino acids)
Biological process (GO): protein geranylgeranylation
Cellular component (GO): Rab-protein geranylgeranyltransferase complex
Molecular function (GO): Rab geranylgeranyltransferase activity
Source: RefSeq, a predicted model, not a curated record